This is a messenger RNA of Carassius carassius (crucian carp), 951 nucleotides long. RefSeq names its product GTPase IMAP family member 8-like. Gene Ontology annotation, molecular function: GTP binding. The record is from RefSeq and is a predicted model, not a curated record. The transcript has 3 exons. Lineage: Eukaryota; Metazoa; Chordata; Actinopteri; Cypriniformes; Cyprinidae.
CUUACUCCAUAUUUUCUGAUUAUUUCAAAGAUGUCAGCGAUCAGCUCCAGUUCAGAUGAUCCAGUGAUCCGGAUUCUUCUGAUGGGCAGAAAGGGUUCUGGGAAAAGCUCAUCUGGAAACACUAUACUGAGAGGAAAAAAGUUUAAACUUAAAAAGCAGAAAGCUGAAGUUUGUGAUGCAGAAGCAAAGGUUGGAGAGAAGUAGUUUUCUGUGAUUGAUUGUCCAGAUCUACUGGAUCCAGAUCUGAGUAAAGAACGGCUGGAGGAGAUGAAAGAUCAGCUGCUCUCUCGAUGUUCAGCAGGUCUCAGUUCAGUUCUGCUCAACGUUCCUCUAGAGGAACCACUGGAAAAUGAGGAAGAGAUCUUGGAUUUUAUUAAGGGUUUAUUUGGUCCUGAAGUUCAGAAGUACAUCAUGAUCCUGUUCACACAUGAAGAUGAUCUGGAGGAACUGGAUGAACCACAGACCAUUGAUGAAUAUCUGCAAUACCACGAGGAUCUCCAGCGACUGGUGACUGUUUGUGGAGGAAAGUUUCACUGUUUCAAUAACAGAAAUAAAUCAGAUGAUCAAGUACAAGAACUACUGCAGAAGAUUGAAGGAAGGAUGGAGGAAAACAGAGGGAAAUUUAGCAUGGAACGAAUGAAGAGGAGUGACAGCAAGGACAUUGACAUGAAUUUUUCAGGAGGAAGUUUAAUGGAUGAAGAUCCAGAUGACAUUCAGAUUCCUGAGAGGAAAGACCAGAUCAGGCUGGUUCUGUUGGGAAAAACUGGAGCUGGGAAAAGUGCUGCAGGAAACACAAUCAUCGGCAGAAACGUGUUUAAAUCUACUGUCAGCUCAAAGUCAGAAACAAAACAGUGUAAGUCAGAAACCACUGAGAGGAUGGGCAAAAAUAUCCCAGUGAUCGACACACCUGGAUUUUAUGAUAAUGUACUCAGUAAUGAUCUCACUCGUUGA